CGACUAUCUUACCUACCGAAUCGAGUAGGUUACUCUCAGCAUCGACUACCUUACCUACCGAAUUGAAUAGCUUAUCGACAGCAUCGACUACCUUACCUACUGACUCGAGUAGGUUAUCAACAGCAUCGACUACCUUACCUACGGAAGUGGAAAGCCACAAUAAUAACGUCAAAAGGCAACCUAUAUUUAACAUAACUAUAACAACCGAUACCGUUCUUGAACAGACCAAAACUAAAGAAAGUACUCGCACGUCGACCACAACUGUAACAUCGACUUCCAGAAACCCCACAGAAAAUCUGUCGACUUCUGUGGGCACGAAUGGUAGAGACAACGAAGAGAAGGAUCCCAAACCUAUAACGCAACAGCUGCGUCAACGUGGUAUACCGAAAUACACCGAAUCCACGACAGCUUUUUCGAUCACUGAUCGUCAAGUGACACGCGUAAUUAGAAACAGGAUUGGAGUUAGAAGGAGAAUCAGAACCACAACUCCUCCAACUAUCCCGGAACAAACGGAAAUAGAUUUAUCGAGAGCAGAUGCUACAUCUUCCACGAUUCCAACUCCUACAGAAUUUUCGUUGACUACUCCCUUGCAGUCGAAUGAUUAUACGACUGGAGAACCCUCGAUCAAUGAUUCCCCAGCGAUGACAACUACCAAUUCUUCUGAAUUAUUAAUCGAUGUUACAAAUUCAAACGCAACUAAAUUGACAAGCGUUCUUUCACCUACCACAAGUGGUUAUUCUAUUUCCUCGAACGCUGUAUCCGAGAAAGCAAGUACUGUAACUUUGCAUGAAGCCACUACAACUUAUAUUGCUAUAAAUGAUACAUCAGAGUCGGUGAUAGAGAAGUUAAAUACCCGAAAUCCUGGGCCAAGUUCAGAGGCAACCCAGGAGAUCGUUACAGCAACGCAGAGUGUCCAAAAUAGAGGAAACUCAACGAGCGAUCAAGAGAUGAUUACGUCAACAACGAUCGCAACGCCAUCUUCAACCUCUGUCGAUAAGUCUACGACUACACUGGUUAGGCGUACCAACCGUGGUCGACAGAAGAUCAAGUUCGACUCGGAUCACGAGUUUGGUCGCAGGGGGAAUCGUCAUCGGGGUAGACCGUCUGUCGACACCAAGGAAAACUCGUCGAAAAAGGUGACGAGACCUCAACAGCCUCGACGACGCGUAACCAUUUACAGAGGGCGACAACGCAGGCCUGUGAACGGCUCUGCUACAGUUCCUCGCACACCUAACAAUUCCCACAAUCACGAAAAGCCAAAAGUGGUCGAAGCCAUUCAGACGAGGGCAAAUAACUCGGUGGAAAAUCCAAACGACGAAGGAGAGGUGAACAACGGAAAGAAGCUCGUGCCAUACGCGAUCGAAACGAAUGUCCAUGGUGAAGAACUUCCGGUCGAGAAAGCUAUCGAUCGAGCCAAACCUGAGGUGAAUUCCUCUAAGUCUACGGUAAUGUCUCCGCGAAUACCAGGAAGUCUUCCGUCGACCAGGUUGCGGAAACCAACUCCAGUCACUUUGACAUCGUCACAAAACAAGUCUUCCAACGCGCUUGCGAACAAUCGGAAGAAUCGUCCGACCGAUGGAAACGAAAAACUCGAUACCGGGAUGAAUACAACGGAAUUGCCGAUAUCUGAGAAAGAUAUCGAUCAAAGUAGUCGGGCUCAAGAGAUCGCGGUGACCUUGGCGGAUCCUCCGACUUCACAAUCAUCGUCCACCGGUCGACCAUCGUUAAGGAAUGCUCUAAGGCGCAGGAUAAGCACUACGCUAGCACCUAGAACAGACGCGACAACGAGUAGGACUACCAUCGGGUUCGCGGCGAUUCGCGGAGAUCGACACAAGCCAAAGACGAAGGAUACACCUCAACAGAACGUAACGACGAGACCUAGACGGCCGCAGGUUAUUGACUAUGAUUAUUACGAGGACGAGGAAGAGCCUGUGAUCGCCAAGUCCACCUAUAACGGGAAGCUAUUCCUCACGAACAAGGGUAACAUCCGUUGUCUUGAUCAAGGGAAUUUCCCGCAUCCGUACUCCUGCAAAAAGUUCAUCACUUGCGCGAAAAUGGUGAACGGUUUGGUGGUCGGUGCUGAAUACACCUGUCCUGAUAAACUGUCGUACGAUCCGGUUGGAGGCAUUUGCAACUGGUCCGCUGGACUCGGCUGCAAAGAGUAACGCGUUAUUAAUUUUCACUGUUUUCGCAAUCAGAUUUACGAGAUCGAAAUACGAAAUUUUAAGUGGAAAGAAACGAAACAAGGUGAAGCAUUUUAAACGGAACAAUACAUGGUAAGCUUCAAGAGGGACAUAAUUUGAUGUCACUAGAUCUUUGAUAGGUGAAGGUGUCUAUUUACGCAGGUGUAAUAAUUGCUUUGUUGUUUCUCCAUUGGCGAAACUAAUAAUCGGAACGACAACCCUUUUGAACAGUGAUGGGCAAAACCCUAGGCUUCGAAUAAAUCUGAAGUUUGCCGAUGUGUUUGUCUCGAUUCCUUCUGUGGAAAAUGUUCAAAAGAGAAAACGAGACAAACAUAUUGGUAAACUUCAGAUUUAUUCGAAGUCUAGGGUUUUCCCCAUUUAUGCUUUUGAACCAUUUCUUGGCCCACUUUCAAUGGUAUUAUUAAAAGUCGCUGCGAUGGAAACUAAUUUACUGCAGAGAUCGAUCAAACAAUUUCAUGUCAUCUAUAAUUGUUGCAGUCAAAAAUUCUGAAAAAAUUCACAAACACAUACGCCGUGGAGUAGAAUAUACCGAAUUUUUUUCAAAAUCAUUGGCACAAUACAACAAAAGAUAUACAGUAAUUCCAUCAUUUCUAUUAAAAACAAAUAUUUUCAAACUUUUCGCAUUUUUUCCUUUAUAAUUGUUUAUACAGAAAUAUCUUGGAUAUCGGUAAAGUUUGUUACUCGGAAUAAUCUUCAUUUCUGUUUAUGUUUACUCGUUGACUAUCCCCUUCGAAUAGUCCGUUGAGGUUUGACCAAUUCCGAUAAAAAAUUCCCUGCUGUGCUUCGCGCAUUAACAAUUGGUAGUCCCAAUUUUCGAAACAUUACUGUAUAUCGUUUUUGCAAUCACUAUACAAAUCAUAGUAUGUAAACAGACGUUCGAUCAUUAUAUCCAUGAAUAUUCGUAUUAGUCUGCUGUCUGCUACCGACCAAAAUGCUUUGUAAUAAAAACUUCUACAAUGUGUUAUACGAAAACGGAAAAAAUUGAUAUAAUUUGUGCAUUUGUAGUGGAUGCUGAAAGAUUUCCUGAUCGUAGUGUAUUUUAUAUAUACGUGCAGUGGCAAUGUGCAUCGCAAAUAAAUUAAUCACUGAAGUGUUUCGAUCGGUUUUUUGAGGUAAAUUAUUUUCCAUCGUACUUGACCUUGAACGACCUUCGAUAACCCUUGACCAUACAGGUAAUUGUACACGUUUUAAAAUGUUUUGUUGAAAAGUAAUUAAAAGACACCUCGUUCCAUAAAAAAAAAUUAAGUUGACUUUCACAUCUUGUCUAUAGCUCAACCUACUAAAAAAUAUUGACAUUAGGUUAUGUUAUCCUUAAUACCAAGCAAGAUUGGUAUGAUUUUGUUCUAUCGUUUCGUUUUGUACAAAGUGACACGAUUUCCAUAUCGAUUGUUCGUGCAAUGGAGCGAUAUCACUUUAAUGCUUAUGAACGCAGAUAGCCAUAAUCGAUGGAAACAAUAAAUGGUGAUAUCAUCAUUAAAACGUUUCUUCGUGUAAAUAUUCUAGAGUUAUUGUAUAUAAGUAGAAUUAGCUUACGCUAUCGCGUAACGUAUCGACGAUGUAUUAACUUAUGCGUUCUAGUGCACCGUUCAACAUCGAAAAAUGCUCUUAAUCGUGCCUUCAUUUUUUCUUUUUUUCUUUUUAUAAAGUACAUGCAGGGCCGGUUUUAGCAAUAUUGGCGCCCCGGGCAAGAUUAUCGUGGCGCCCCUUCAGGGGUAUAUACAGGGUGUCCCAAGAAUGUUGUAACACCUUGAAAGGGGUGGUUCAGGAAGUGAUUUCAAACAACUUUUUCCUUAGCGAAAAUGUCCGAGGUUUCGUUAAGGAGAUAUUAAGCGAAAACCCCGACCAAUCAGAACGCGAGUAUGCCGGUUGAGCGGAGGCUACACGAUAGGUGGUCGCGCUCAUACGCUACCGCAGGCGUUCCAACGGUAUACGCGCGCUCUGAUUGGUCAGUGUUUUCCGUUAGUAUCUCCUUAACGAAGCCUCGGACAACAUUUUCGCUAAGGAAAAAGUUAUUUCAAAUCACUUCCCGAACCACCCCUUUCAAGGUGUUACAACAUUUUUGGGACACCCUGUAUAUCGGUAUAUUCGUAUACUAAGGACACCGGACUGCAACGCUCCCAAAAAUCUGGCGCCCCGGGCAGUUGCUCGACGGCGUUACCCCCCCCCCCCCCCCCCCCCAAACGCCGACCAUGAGUACAUGUAGGUACUUACUUUCGAGUCUAUCCCUAACGAGCAAUUUACAGUUGUAAAUUUAUGUACGGCGAAAGUUUUUGUAUUCGGAAUAAAAGCAUCGUUUAACCACACUGUUAGAAAUUUUUAUUUAAAUAUCCUUCGUUAUAUCGCCCGCGUGAUAUGACGCAUACUGGGUUAACUUUUGGAAACAAUAUUCCAAGCCUUGUCGCCAUUACACCAGUAGAAAAAGUUGAGCGAGUUUCCCUUCCUUUUCAAAGGCUUAUUGUUGGUUCGUUUUUUUUCCUUUCUCGUGUUCCGAUUUUACAAUACCGAGUUCGUCACGAGCUUAGUAAGAUGAAAUUUGGCAAAACUAGAAUAGAAA
Messenger RNA from Hylaeus anthracinus, 4758 nucleotides. RefSeq lists its product as uncharacterized. Gene Ontology annotation, cellular component: extracellular region. The coding region runs from base 642 to 2165 and encodes 507 amino acids. Gene Ontology annotation, molecular function: chitin binding. The record is from RefSeq and is a predicted model, not a curated record. The transcript has 4 exons. Lineage: Eukaryota; Metazoa; Arthropoda; Insecta; Hymenoptera; Colletidae.